UUCACCCCCCUGCCGUGCCCGACUCCACUCAGGUCGACUACAAGGCCAAUGAGUGGCUGAUGAAGAACAUGGACCCUCUGAAUGACAAUGUGGCCGCCCUGCUGCACCAGAGCACAGACCGGCUGACGGCGGAGAUCUGGAAAGACGUGGAGGGCAUCGUGGGGCUGGAGCAGGUGAGCAGCCUCGGGGAUGGCCCCCCGGGUGGCCGCCCCCGCCGGGGCAUGUUCCGGACCGUGGGACAGCUCUACAAGGAGUCCCUGAGCCGCCUCAUGGCCACACUCAGCAACACCAACCCCAGCUUCGUCCGCUGCAUUGUCCCCAACCACGAGAAGAGGGCCGGGAAGCUGGAGCCCCGGCUGGUGCUGGACCAGCUGCGCUGUAACGGCGUCCUGGAGGGCAUCCGCAUCUGUCGCCAAGGCUUCCCCAACCGCAUCCUCUUCCAGGAGUUCCGGCAGCGGUGA
This is a messenger RNA of Myotis lucifugus (little brown bat), 461 nucleotides long. RefSeq names its product myosin-14-like. The transcript is spliced from 3 exons. Gene Ontology annotation, cellular component: myosin complex; cytoplasm; vesicle. The annotation marks the transcript as partial. Lineage: Eukaryota; Metazoa; Chordata; Mammalia; Chiroptera; Vespertilionidae. The record is from RefSeq and is a predicted model, not a curated record. Gene Ontology annotation, molecular function: actin filament binding; ATP binding; microfilament motor activity. Gene Ontology annotation, biological process: actin filament organization; vesicle transport along actin filament.